AGUGCCCGCGCCACCGCGGGACAGCUGCGCUCGGACCGGCAGCCCACCCAGCAGGAGCCACUAUGUCACCAUUUCUUCGAAUUGGUUUGUCCAACUUUGACUGCGGGUCCUGCCAGCCAUGUCAAGGAGAGGCCGUUAACCCUUACUGCGCUGUGCUGGUCAAGGAAUAUGUUGAAUCAGAGAAUGGGCAGAUGUACAUCCAGAAAAAGCCAACCAUGUACCCGCCCUGGGACAGCACUUUUGACGCCCAUAUCAACAAGGGAAGAGUAAUGCAGAUCAUCGUGAAGGGCAAAAAUGUGGACCUAAUAUCUGAAACUACUGUCGAGCUCUACUCCCUGGCUGAGAGAUGCAGGAAGAACAACGGGAGGACAGAAAUAUGGUUAGAGCUGAAACCUCAAGGCCGAAUGCUAAUGAACGCAAGAUACUUCUUGGAAAUGAGUGACACAAAGGACAUGAGUGAAUUUGAGACUGAAGGCUUCUUUGCUUUGCAUCACCGUCGAGGAGCCAUCAAACAGGCCAAAGUCCAUCAUGUCAAGUGCCAUGAGUUCACCGCCACCUUUUUCCCACAACCCACGUUUUGCUCCGUCUGCCAUGAGUUUGUCUGGGGUCUGAACAAACAGGGCUACCAGUGUCGACAAUGUAAUGCAGCAAUUCACAAGAAGUGUAUUGAUAAAGUUAUAGCCAAGUGCACAGGAUCAGCUGUCAAUAGCCGAGAAACCAUGGUUAUUGCAUGUGGCAUGAACGUGCAUCACCGAUGCCAGACAAAGGUGGCCAACCUAUGUGGCAUAAACCAGAAGCUGAUGGCCGAAGCACUGGCAAUGAUUGAGAGCACCCAACAGGCUCGCUGCUUAAGAGAUACUGAACACAUCUACAGAGAAGGUCCAGUUGAAAUUGGUCCCCCAUGCUCCAUAAAAGGUGAAGCAAGGCUGCCCUAUGUACUGGCAUCAGGGAAACGAGAGCCUCAGGGAAUCUCCUGGGAGUCUCCCUUGGAUGAAAUGGAGAAAAUAUGCCAUCAUCCAGAACCUGAGCCAAACGUAGAAAGACCAUCUCUACAUAUGAAGUUAAAAAUCGAGGAUUUUAUCUUGCACAAAAUGUUGGGGAAAGGAAGUUUUGGCAAGGUCUUUCUAGCAGAAUUCAAGAACACCAAUCAAUUUUUUGCAGUCAAAGCCUUAAAGAAAGACGUGGUUUUGAUGGACGACGAUGUUGAGUGUACAAUGGUAGAGAAGAGAGUUCUCUCCUUGGCCUGGGAGCAUCCAUUCCUAACGCACAUGUUCUGUACGUUCCAGACCAAGGAAAACCUCUUUUUUGUGAUGGAAUUUCUCAAUGGAGGAGACUUGAUGUACCACAUCCAGAGCUGCCACAAGUUUGACCUUCCCAGAGCCACGUUUUAUGCUGCUGAAAUCAUUCUUGGUCUGCAGUUCCUCCAUUCCAAAGGCAUUGUCUACAGGGAUCUGAAGCUAGAUAAUAUCCUGCUAGACAAAGAUGGGCAUAUCAAGAUAGCGGACUUUGGAAUGUGCAAGGAGAACAUGUUAGGAGAUGCCAAGACGAACACUUUCUGCGGGACCCCCGACUACAUCGCCCCGGAGAUCUUGCUGGGUCAGAAAUACAACCAUUCUGUUGACUGGUGGUCCUUUGGCGUCCUCCUCUAUGAAAUGCUAAUUGGUCAGUCACCCUUCCACGGGCAAGAUGAAGAAGAGCUCUUCCACUCCAUCCGCAUGGACAACCCCUUUUACCCCCGAUGGCUGGAGAGGGAGGCUAAGGACCUUUUAGUGAAGUCCCUAUUAAAUCUAUUCAGUACAGUCCAUCUUCCCCCACUCCUGGUGGAAAACUUGGACAGGAUGCAUGACUUUUCUGCUCAUUCCUAG
Messenger RNA from Myotis lucifugus (little brown bat), 1865 nucleotides. RefSeq names its product protein kinase C theta (gene PRKCQ). NCBI's taxonomy places the organism in Eukaryota, Metazoa, Chordata, Mammalia, Chiroptera, Vespertilionidae. The coding region runs from base 63 to 1865 and encodes 600 amino acids. Gene Ontology annotation, molecular function: diacylglycerol-dependent serine/threonine kinase activity; ATP binding. Gene Ontology annotation, biological process: intracellular signal transduction; peptidyl-serine phosphorylation. The transcript has 17 exons. The record is from RefSeq and is a predicted model, not a curated record.